Alligator sinensis (Chinese alligator) is the source of this 8015-nucleotide messenger RNA. Its product is annotated as 60 kDa SS-A/Ro ribonucleoprotein-like. The transcript is spliced from 3 exons. The annotation marks the transcript as partial. Gene Ontology annotation, molecular function: RNA binding. The record is from RefSeq and is a predicted model, not a curated record. NCBI's taxonomy places the organism in Eukaryota, Metazoa, Chordata, Crocodylia, Alligatoridae. Gene Ontology annotation, cellular component: ribonucleoprotein complex.
GUUGUUGCACGUACUGAGAGAGAUUCCCAUAUUGUUGCCUUUUCACAUGAAAUUGUCCCCUGUCCAGUGACAGUAGACAUGACAUUACCUCAAGUAUUAGAGGAAAUGUCUACAAUUGAGAUGGGUGCCACUGAUUGUGCUCUCCCAAUGAUAUGGGCUGAAAAGACUAACACAGCUGCUGAUGUCUUCAUUGUUUUUACUGAUAAUGAGACAUACUUUGGAGAGAUUCACCCUGCAGUUGCUUUGAGGAAAUACAGAGAGAAGAUGAGCAUUCCAGCAAAACUGAUCGUUUGUGGAAUGACAUCAAAUGGUUUUACCAUCGCAGAUCCAGAUGAUAGAGGCAUGUUGGACAUGUGUGGUUUUGAUGCAGGAGCUCUUGAAGUUAUUCGAAACUUCACCUUAGAUUUGAUAUAAUUCCUGGAUACCUACUAUUACAAGUGGGUCCAUUGCUGGCAAUAGACUUCGCCCUGGGAACUACCAGCCAAAUGUACUGUACAAGAAGAUGGUACAUGUUUCACGUAUAAGAAAGAUGUUGCCUUCUAAAACAGAAAUCAAAAAAAGCAUACAAGAAUUUUCUUUUUUUCUCUUGCAUACAGGUUAAAAAUAAGUACGCAAAGCCUGCUAAGACUAGCUACUGGGGUACAUAGUAUAUGAUUUAAUUACUUUCUAGUUUGCCAAUACUAAGAUGUUUUUCUGUCCUUGUAGACUAUUUUUGUUUGUAAGAAUAAAUUGGUGAGACACUGGUAUUGGUGGGUUCAAGGAGGAAGGAAAAGUAGUCUGUUUUGAUGGCUCUUGUGAAGAUGUGUGUUUUAAUGAGGGUUUUUUCAUGUUUGUACUUGAAAAAAUUAAGAUACAACAUCUCUGUUGAAUUCUGCAAAAGAAAUAUUUUCAGAGCACAUUUGACCAUGUUACUGUGAUUGAGUAGAAAAAUAUUUGUCAAAUUUUAUAUGGACAAAGUAAAAGUGACAAUUUUGAUUUAUCUUUUCUAAAUAGAUUGUGAUUUUGAUCUUCUAGGAUGAAAUCUGUAACUUUCUGGUAAAUUGAAAGGUAGUGCUAUGGACUGCAAAGUUAUUUAACACUUGUAAAAUUGGUAUGCUUUGCAGGAAAUAGUACAAACCCUUUGUAGUAGAGAAAAGUUCCCUGAAGUUGUUUAGGUUGCUCAUCCGAUGUGAAUGUGCUGAAGUUUCAGCAGUUUUUCAGUGAUGAAGAUGGACAGAGACCCUGGAAUUAGCAUUACCCUGAAGUGUGACCAUAACAAUCGAAAAGAACUUCAUUGCAUGUUUUUCUUCCUCUUCCCCCCCCCACACCCCCAUGUGUUGAUGCUACAGAAAUAAUCGUCUUGAAUAGUGCUUUGCAUUAUUUAAGUGACCUUUUUUUCUCUAAUAUUUACUGAUUAAAUCAACUCAGUCUAACUUUUUAAAAUGGUUUCAAUUCUUAUAGUGACCGAUUCUGAGACUUCUGCAUUAUAUAGCUACCUUGUUCACAGUUCUAGUCUUACUUGUUUAGAAAUUUGAUUGCCAAUUGGAUUUUUAAACUUCCUUGUGAUAAGAAACAUGUAAGGGAGAAAAUAACUAAGAAUGUCCCAAGUCUGUCUUAGAGGAGGAAUUAAUAAUGUGUGCAUUAAUGUAAUAAAAUGGUCUUUUUGAUGUCACAUGCUAAGAUACAUAGGGGUUUUAGUCAUACUUUUACAUUUUCCCCCAAAUUGUGUGAUCAUGUUUUCUACUAAGGGUGAUUGUUUUAAAAGGUGAAUUUGUAUUUAAUCUGAAAAUGAUUGCAGGUUAUAAAAAUAAUUUAAUUAUAAUAAAUACUACAUCAAACUUUGUUGCUGUGCUACAAAACAUGCUCUUAAAUGUAAAACACGUUGCAAUUUAAAUAGUAAAUUAAAUUCAUGUUGCUUAACUCAUUUUCAUAUGUUUAAAGUAUAAAGAAAUCUGGGUGAAAAAUAGUGUUUUGCAGGGUGAACUAUCUUCCAUCUUAAGACAUUAUUUAACAUUUAUACCUACAUGCUCCAUGCGUAGUGCCUCAGUUUGUUAGAUGUCACUGAAGACAUCAUACCACCUAGUAAAUUCCUCGGCACAGGAUAAAUCGGGAUGGUGAGGAAACCCGCUGUGGCAUUAAUUUGUACAGGCCCGUUGCAUGAGCUGUUUUUAGAAUAAUAGUAUUUUGAAAAAUUGCCAGUAGAAACAGUGGCUUUCCAUAAAAGUGAAUGAGUUUUUGUAGAUUAUCAAUAAGUAAUGCCAUAGGCAUGGGAUACAAUUUAUAGACUGCAUGACCACUGGUCAUUAGAUUACAUGCAAGCCCCCCCUCUCCCCCCCCCCAGGAAAAAAAAAGCUAACAAAAGAAACGCCCUCCGUUACUUGCAAUUUCAAAAGGUAGCUCCACCAAUUCAGUUUUUGUUUUAUACUGAUAGUUUUGUAAAACAUACAAUAAUAUGCUUUGUAAUUAUACAUGAUAGUUAAACAUGCAAUAGUUAUUUACUGCUGAGCUAGAAAUACUGAAGAAAACUCUGAACUAAUAGUUUGUCUUUCAAGUUCAGUUUCUUGUUUUGAGGAGCCUUUGUGAACCUAUGAAUUAAUUUCUUGGUAGAAAUAUUAAAUAGAAAUUAACAAGCUGUGUACAUAGAAGGUCAAUAGUUGAAGUAACAUUUCAGUGCAGUUCUUUUGCAAACCUGUGAUAACUAAAAAGAUUUGACUGAACUAAUGGCUUUGGUUACAGAUGAAGGGUGAAGAAUUAACUGAUUCGGAAUAUUUGAAAGUAGUCCAAUUUUGAAAUACAAACCCUUGGAUAAGACACGCAGUGUCAAGAUAAAUUUCCUACCAACUGUACUGAAAAUUUAAGUACACUAUGACUAUUAUAUUUUGGAGAGAGAUGUACUACAUUCCAGGUCACAGUAAUGCAAAACACGAUGACUAGACGGAGUGAAUAAUACGAUCCUAAGCUUGUUUUCUCUAUUUAAAAGAUACAAAUAUAAUACAUUGCUUGAUUUUUUACGUGGUGUUGAUUGUUGUGACAUGAAACAAACUGCUACAAAUAGGAGCAGAUUUCUCCCUAUAUCCUACUUCUGGAAAAAGAGCAAGGGUGAAGAGGUUUGUUGCUUCCUUCCAUGGAAAUGGUAAGGUUCUGUAUAGAAACACACACCUUUUGGAACCAUUUAGACACGGGCUGCAUACAGGCAUGAAAAAUGAAACAAAACUAAACUGCGGCUUUACUUUACUUUAAAGUGCAGCACAUGCCCAGAAGAGGCAUUGCGUUUGUUAGACCUGGCUUACCCAAUGUCUGUAUAGAUCGGGUGCUUCAGCAGGGCCUUUUGGCACUUUUCUCUAAGAGCUGAUUGAAUCAGCUUUUACAUAAAAACGCCAAAAAGCCCCACUGAAGCACCCAAUCUAUACACACGCUGCGGAGUAGGGUCAAACAAAUACACUUCCUCUUCUGGUAAUGCACUUUUUAAUUUUUCAUGUCUGUCAGUGCCCUGGAUGAAGCAGGUUCAAGUAGGAACAGUUUUGCUACAUUUGUAUCAUUCCCUGUUCAUACAAGUGGAAGAAUUAGAAUAUAGCAGCUGCUGCCUCUGAAAGGGCUGCAGGUCUGUACCCUUGCCAGUCAUCCUCUGUUUCCCACCCGCUUCUUCCCCCCACCCAGCAGAUUGGUUGAGAUCCACAGACACCAUGCCUCUGGUAGGAGCUGGGAAACAAUGCAGAGAGGCUGGUGUUAGCUGAACUCCCCUCCCUCCCCCACUCUCACCCCAACGUUUCUGUAGUAAAAGAGGGAAAACUGAAGCAAAUGCUGGCAGCGUGUGUACUUAGUUCCUUCCCUCUUCCAUUGUUUCGGACCCCCAAAACUGGGGGCAUAGGAGAAUGAAGCUACAUGUUCCUAGGAUCACUACUUUUCAUUUUGUUGGCAAGUUUGCUUUUAGGGGACAAUAUAGCCUAUGGAACAAAACAAGAUUUCUAUUGUUACCUUCCUCAGUAAUAUGUCCAGGUACCUAAGAAUUUAUAUUCUGCAGAAUGAAUAGAUCCAGGUAAUUUGCACAGUGGGGUGUGGGUGUAAUAAAUGUAGUGGUUAAAAUAUAAAAAAUGUAAAUAAAAUAUGUGAGCUAAAUGCACAAUUAGAAUAAUAUUAUUUAAGAGAAAACUACUGAAUUGUCUUUUCACCAAAGAGCUUAAUACCGUAUCAUUUUUGGCAUGGUGGAACAUUUUGUUUGUUUGCCUCAAGGCAGAACAAAGUGGAGAUGUAUAACAACGCAGUGAGAUACAUAAGAGUAAGAGGUAAAAAAGAGCUAGUUGAAGUUAAGGUCAGGGUUAUUUGAGGGGCAAGGACGGUGUUCCCUGUCCAAAGCCAAAAUAUCUUGAUGUUUGCAGUAGGCCAAAUGCAUUGGUUUGAUUUCCUGAUGCUGAUUGAAUGAUAUUUUUCAGUUGUUCUCAGUCUCCACUGGCUAGUCCUAGAUUCAUUAGUGCAUCACUGUUUUACAAAGGAUAUCACCGCAAAAGUCUUGUCUUGAGAGGGUAAAAGAAGAAAGAAGCAUGUUAAGCUGGUAAAAUAUGAAGAGCCACUGGGUGACAUAAGCUAGUCCUUUCUCAAGGAAGCAAUAAAAUAUUCUCUUGAUUUUAAGGAUGGAGAAAAGAACCUUAUCUAUGGAUCCAUUACUAUUUUGAAGCAUUUAAAACUUGUGGAAAUAAUCAUGUAUAAAAUCCCCUGGGUAGUUCUUAAAGAAUUUAGGGAUUAAAAGACCCACAACAUUAUUUUCUAACAGCAUUUCAGUUCCCUUUGUUUCAUUUGUAAAUGGAUUAAAGUAACAGCUUGAUCAAAAAUUGAGAAUUUGUGCAAGGAAGGCUUGAAGCUUUAGCAGAAAGAAUUUGAGGUCCAUAAAUACGUAACAAAAUAUAAGCAAUAUUGCUGGUUACCCAAGCUCAUGAGAAGAAAUUAACCAUCUGAAAACAACUAUUUAUGGAUGUCAUGAGGGCAGUCUGAUAAAUGUUCAGUAAUACUAAUAGGCCCCUUGGUGUCUAAAACAGCUCAUAAGUCCAGGCUGUAGUUAUAAACACAUGAAUGUUAAGCCUAUCAACUGGUGUGGUCUUAAAAAUGCUGUACCAUACAAACCAUAUACUAGUGUUGAUUUAAAAUAUGCGCACACUUUUUUUGGUCAGGUUUUAGUCUCAAUGGCAGCUGCUUUGACUACACUAGGUAAGGUAGGUAUGGAGAUGGCUCAUCCCAGGAUCCAGUUCCCUGUUCUUUCUGUUCUCUUCCAAUUUCUCUCUCUGCCCUUCCUUUCUUCCACUAUAUUGUUUGCUUCUCUUUCUUAGCUCCCAUUGCUGGUGUGAUCUCUAAUCUUUAUUCCCAUAAAACUUCUUUGCACUGUCCAUCUCUUGCUUCUGUUUUCAUUCUAAUUAACAAAUUCUUAACCAGGCUGUUUUGCUUGAUAAUAAUUGGAACCAGACCACUCCUAUUAAGGCAAUGUUUUGCAUUAAACAUUUGUAAAUAUUUCUCCACUCUUUCUAUACGAAAAGAAGUUCUCUUCGUGACCACUGGACCAAUAAUAUAACAUUUUUAAAACAGAUAGUUGCACAUAAGCUAAAACAAACACAGAUACAAAUUAUGCUGCCUAGGUAUUCCAAACAAGGAAAAAAACCCAAAUGUUUCUCAAAAUUAAAUUUAACAUUUACCUGCAUGCAGGUACCAGGCUUUUGUUAGAAAGUUUUUUUUAACAUUGGCUUGUGCAAAAAUGUCUGUUUGGUAGAUAGGUUGAGUUUGUAUAGUGUUUUAUAGUCUUUUUGUUGUUUUGUAUAAAGUGUAUUGAGUUGUUAUUUGCAUAAUUAAAUGAAUCAUCUGUCUAGGUAGUCAACUUUUGGUUUCUGGUUAAUGGAAUUAUUUUAGACAUAAAACAGGAAUAAUUUGAGCAAAGAUGAUGCUUUUUAAAUCUGUCAAAUGUUCUUUAAUUGAUUUAAUGCUUUAGUAUUUAUACAGGAUUAUGCAAACUAUUUUCAAGGAAUUUAUAUAGAAAGAUGUGCAAAAAAAUGCAUUGUUUAAAUUGAUUAAUUGUUGUAGCAGGUAGAUGUUUUCAUUGCAUAGCAAAUUUCAGCAGAUCUAGGACUUUUAAAUACAUGUGUAUAGAUGAGUGUUUUUUUGGCUGAGAUUAUAAACUAUUUCUCCUUUGGAUGUUUCUGGAUCCUGAAGUUGUUUAAAUGUGUAUCUAUAUAUGAGAAUAAGUGCAAACUCCUAACAAGUAAGACUUUAAAAUGCUUCAUUAACAUAUAAUGAACGGAUAUAGCUACUUUUGUAAUAAAUGUUAUCAACUUCCUAAUCAUAAAUGAGCAUAACAUGUAACAACUGAAAAUCUUAGUCUAUUACAUUCUUAUUUUAAAAACAUGGUUCUGCUUUGAAAAAUAAGUCUAUAUAUAAAAAUAUCACUUUCCUAAACAGCAAGCUUGUCUGAACUUCUCAGUAUUCUGUCUUCUUACUUUAAAAGCCUGUUUCCAGCUUCUUGCACAUUCUAGUAAUGAACAUUUUAGAAUUUGAGCUGGGGGGGGAGAGAGAAUACAGUCAAACAUCAAGAAUAUUUAAGUCUGUUCCUCUGAAAUUCAUAUUAAUAAGAAUAUGAGUUUAAAAUUUAGAUCACAAAUUGAAUUUGAAUCACUAACAGAACAAUGCUCAUGCCAAUUCAAACUGAAUGAUUCUGAUUUGAAAGCACUGGUUUAAAAAAAAAAAAAAAAAGCCACACAUAACCCUAUAGCACUGCUUACAGAAUCACUUUUUUUAGAAAAGAACCACACCAUAUAUGCCAUAUCAUGUUUAGAAUAUAUGAACAUAACUUGGCUGUUAUGCCAUCUAAAAAUAUGGGCGCUUUUUGCUGCUGUUACUUUCUAUAGACAAAAAUUAUAUGAGAAAAGAUCUUUGAAAGAAAAAGCCUUAUUCUGGUAAUAAGGACAUAAUUAACCCUUCAAAUGGCUUAACAAAAGUCUUUCUUUGGUAAAUGGGUGCUUACUGGUAUCUCUAGUGUGUUUCUGAACUAUUAAUGGUGUUUGCCUUAAGCAACAAUGCCCUGCUAACCUUGGGAGUAUAGAACUGAAGGAGUUUUGGGGGAGGCUUGCGGUGUUUAUUUUUAUCUUUUUAUAGGGAACAAAAUGAAAGGUGGGGUCUUUAAAAACUCCUUUGCAAACUAGCUUUUUUUUUGCAUUCUACAAAGAUAUACUAGCCUUCAUUGCUAGUCUUCUGGGGAAAAAUAGAGAAAUUUAAACAAACAAACAAAGAAUAAAAAUCAAGCAUAGAUUUAUUUAGUACUGGAGUUAGUGUGAGAGGGAUACAUUUGUGUGUGCUGAACUGGAUGAAUGCGUCUGUAAACAACACUGAACGCAGUGAAGAACUUAGCAAAAAUGUAGUAAACUGCAAUAAUUUUUAAAUAAGUGAGGUCAAUAUGUUAAAUCUUUACAUGUGUUUAAAGAUGCAUUGUGCUUUCGAGAAACUGAGGGACUCAUGGAGGGGAGGGAGGAUGGUUUAUCAAACAAAAAUUACUGCAAGCUAAGCAACUCAGGCUCAUUUCUUCUUUUUUUUUUCAUUUUCAAAUUGAAAUUGUGAGCAUAAAUGUGCAGGUAUUAAAAUACAAAUACAAAGGAGUUAUUUGAUAAUCCUAUUGUUUUACGAUCUGAAGAGAAAUUUGUUAGGUUGGAAUUGUUUCCACUGGACUUGUGGCAUCUAGAACAGUGGGCCACGGCCUUGACUAAGAUCAUUGGGCACUUCUUUACUACAAACAAUAAGUACACCAUCAGGGAAAGGCUUUUUAUUCUAAAUAGUGCACCUUUAACCACUUAAUGAUCCCUUGUGGGGAAGAAAGGGAUAUACCUUCCUGUUUGCAUGUGAACUUUCCUGAAAUACAGGGUCUCGGCGUUACCAAAACCCUGACCAUAGAUAUACGUUAUAUUGAAAUUAUUGUUUUUUAAACAUUUCCCUGCAAGGGAAAGAAUGAGUGAAUUGCAUUAUGACUGUAGACCUUGAAUGAAUAUUAAAUAAACUCUAUGCAUAUCACA